This is a messenger RNA of Sorex fumeus (smoky shrew), 5718 nucleotides long. RefSeq names its product BCL2 interacting protein 2 (gene BNIP2). The transcript is spliced from 11 exons. Gene Ontology annotation, cellular component: cytoplasm. Gene Ontology annotation, biological process: apoptotic process. The coding region runs from base 260 to 1246 and encodes 328 amino acids. Lineage: Eukaryota; Metazoa; Chordata; Mammalia; Eulipotyphla; Soricidae. The record is from RefSeq and is a predicted model, not a curated record.
UCGCUGCUGUCGCCGCUGUCGCCUCCGCCCCAGCCUCCUCCGCUGCCGCGCCCGCUGUGGCCGGGACGCUGGACUCGGGUCUCCGCUGCCGUCCGAGGGGAGCGGGCUCCGCUCGGCGCUGUCUCUCUGCGACCUGGCCGUCAGCCCCACGUCGCCGGCCUGGAGGGGCGAGGAAGACGCGGGGGCCCAGGCUUCCCCGGGGGACAUUGGCUCUCUGGAUUAUCAGGAGUUAGUAGUUGAUGUUGAGUCCAAGCUGAGGAUGGAAGGAGUGGAGCUUAAAGAAGAGUGGCAAGAUGAAGAUUUUCCAAUACCUUUACCAGAAGAUGAUAGUAUUGAAGCAGACAUAUUAGCUGUAACUGGACCGGAGAGCCAACCUGCUUCACUAGAAGUUAAUGGAAAUAAAGUAAGAAAGAAACUCACAGCCCCAGACAUCAGCUUGACACUGGAUCCUGCUGAUGGCUCUGUGUUGUCCGAUGACCUAGAGGAGAGCGGGGAGAUUGACCUGGACGGCCUGGACACCCCGUCCGAGAACAGCAAUGAGUUUGAGUGGGAAGAUGAUCUUCCCAAACCCAAAACUACUGAAGUUAUUAGGAAGGGGUCAAUUACUGAAUAUACAGUAGCAGAGGAAAAAGAAGAUGGACGACGCUGGCGUAUGUUUAGAAUUGGAGAACAGGACCACAGGGUUGAUAUGAAGGCAAUAGAGCCCUAUAAGAAAGUUAUCAGCCAUGGAGGAUAUUAUGGGGAUGGAUUAAAUGCCAUUGUUGUGUUUGCUGUUUGUUUUAUGCCUGAAAGUAGUCAACCAAAUUAUAGAUACCUGAUGGACAAUCUCUUUAAGUAUGUUAUUGGCACUUUGGAGCUGUUAGUAGCAGAAAACUACAUGAUAGUUUAUUUAAAUGGUGCAACAACUCGAAGAAAGAUGCCCAGUCUGGGGUGGCUCAGGAAAUGCUAUCAACAAAUUGAUCGAAGGUUACGGAAAAACCUGAAAUCUCUAAUCAUUGUACAUCCAUCUUGGUUUAUCAGGACUCUUUUGGCUGUUACAAGACCAUUUAUUAGCUCAAAAUUCAGCCAAAAAAUUAGAUACGUCUUUAAUCUGGCAGAACUAGCAGAACUUGUACCCAUGGAAUAUGUUGGCAUACCAGAAUGCAUAAAACAGUAUGAAGAAGAAAAGUUAAAAAAGAAACAAAAACAAAAAAGAGUCGACCAAGAGCUUAAUGGAAAGCAAGAUGAACCAAAAAGUGAACAGUAAGUUUGGCGUCUGGCGCAGCGAGCCUGAAGAAAGUGCCGAGGAAGCAGUGCUCUUUUUGCACUUAUAAUGCGUCUGUUGGCCCUGAUUUUAUGUAACCUGUCACAAAAAUAACUUGACUUUCCUUAAUGGACUUUUGUGUAAGGAACUGUUCACUGCUGUAUCAGUUGCAAAUCUCUUGCAAAACAGUUGCAAAUCUCUUAGUUAAUUAUGUUGUAAUCGUUUUAUAUUUUAUAUUACUAAAUAGCAGAGAACCGUACUUUAUAUAAAGCUGUUUUUGCAUUUGUUUAUUGAAUUAUGCAUCUUCUUCAGUAAAAUAUUUAUAUGUCUAAGUGGUAAAGGAAAGAGAUAAUAUAUAUUUUUUAUGUUUUUGAGCAAUAUUUUGUAAUUAUACCUGCUUGUGAAAGGAUAUGCAGGUAAAUAAGACCAUGAUUUGUACAGAACAUGUUAAAAUUUCUGUUUUUGUAAAUGGUUAAGAACAUUUCCUAAGUAACUUAGAAAACAAAGUUGCUCAUGAGAUGAGGGACAGUUAAAACUGGUUCUCAUGAUUGCCCAAAGGUCAUGCACAAGACAUUUUAAGUAGGUUAGUACAAUCCUAAGACUUUCCUCUCAUUUUAUGUAUAUUAUUGAUUCAGAUGUGCAAGUACAAGUGCAUUGCACACUUUAUUAAAUUUAAAGAUAAGUCAAAAGGCCAUUUUUUAGAACUAAAGAAUUUUGAGAGUUAGCAUUUCUUGUGGAUAUAUGGAACAUGUUUCCUUCUGGCCAAAAGUUGUACUUUAAAAAAAAAAAAUACUGAGGUUUGCUCACUAAUGUGAAGUAAUUGUGUGCCCAGGGUAUCACUCUCCUGAAUUUGAGUGCAGUGUAGUAUUCAGAGAAUGAUGAGUUAUUCACUGUCACAACUUUUCUGUAGAAAAACGAGCUGCUUUUGAAUUUCAAUGUGGGCACUUUACCAAAAUACUUCCAUAUUGGUUAUUUAAACUUGAUAAGUGUUUAACCUAGUUAGAUAUAGUGUGUUUUUACGUUUUCUGUUGAAUUAUUUUCUGUUGAAUUACAGUACUAGCAAAGCUAGUACUGUAAAUUAAGCUAAUUUUUUAACUCUUAGAGCAUUAUUAUAUUAUGCUAUUUUGGGAUGGCACAUAUAAAAUAGGCACAUAAACUCCAUAUUUGAUUUGGUCAGUGCUUUUACUCUACAUUUAAUAAAAUUGUUCUUAACAUCCCUAAACAGAACAAAAUUUAAAAAAGCACCAUAAUAUGACAGAUUAAUCUAAUACUGCAUCACCCACCUGGGAAGCUCAGUAUCCUCUUGAAUUAAGAAAUAUACCUCACUUCUUCUACAGGGCACAUGCGAUGCGUACCCUAGAGUAGCAGAACUGAAGCCAAUCAGAGCUAAGCUUUUUAGAUUUGUUUCUGUUCAAAACACGCAGAAUCCUUUUACUGUUGCCAUGUUUUGUAUAAAACUUCUACUACACAAGAGAAUUGCCCUUUACUUUUGCCAUCCUCUGUCAUAAGGUGGCAUGCUGCUUUAAAGUCCGGUGGGAGUUCCCAGAGGCUUCCUCAUAAUGACAUGCUCCAAGGCAGCUUCCUGACUUUGACUCAGGUCUUUGCCUUGUGGGCAGAUCCUGAACAAUCGAGAUAGUGAAUAAAAGCCAAAAACCAUUCUUGCUUGUAAAAGCAAACUAACAAUUAACAAUUUUAACAUACAUUCCUUCUGAAUUGACCAUAUAAGGGUUAUGGAUAAAGGAUCUUAAUGAAUUUAAUGUGAUUAAAAUUUAUAUAUGUUGAGUGUUUUCCUAUAGUCCUUACUGACACUCAAAAUGAAGCUUUUUAACAUGUGGUUUUCCUCCACAUAAAAAAAAGGGUGUUCUUCAGUUUAAAAAAAAAUACCAGUAGUCAUUUUAGUGCUUUAUGUUGACUAUUGCUUUUGCAAGCAUUGUUUCUGUUGAUAUACACUGUUACAAAAGUGAGUUUUACUAAGACCUUUUAAAAGAGGAAGUUACUCUACUAUUAGAACAUUAAGUUCAGGAGGAAUAGUGAUGAUACUUGGGGUCUGACUAAGGGAAUGUGCUGUGAAUCACACAAUGUGCCUCUCUUCUACCUUAUGGAGUCUGGCACAGCAGCAUUCCCUAUAGUUAUUAAGACUUAAGAUCAUAACUGGUAGGCUAGAGGAAAAGUAUGUAUUAACUUUAAUUGGAUGCUUUUGCCCCUAUUUUUUGUUUAUAUUUGAACUAUGAGUGCUGCUUCUGUCAAAAGGUCCAUGCAUAAAAUAAUCUAAUUGUGUCUCUGGCUUGGUCAUAUCCUUCAGUAACACCAAGAAAAGAUGUUACAGUGACUGCAGUUUAAGCUUAAUAAUCGUGAACUGGGGUCAGGGAGAAUGAAUGAAGGAAUAUGAUUGUAAGUAAGGCCUAAAAGACCUUUGGAGAGGAAGAUGACAAAAAAUAAGGAAGAAAGAAAAUUAUAGGGGCUAGAAAGUGUACAACAGAUAGAGCACUUACCUUGCAUGCAGCAAGUCCCACCAGAAGUGAUUUCUGAGUGCAGGGCCAAGAGUAACCCCUGAGCAUUACCUGGUACAGCCAAAAAGCAAGGGAAAAAAGAAAAUUCUAGAGGAGUAAAGAGUUCUUUUGAGUAUAAGAUGCCAUCGAAUGACUGUCCGGGACAAGGGGUAGUACUGUAUGUGGCAUCAGGAAAACUGGCAAGAAUGAACAGAGUGUGUCUAAGGAGACAGCAGAGAGGAGCUGCUGCCUGUAGGAGAGCUUCCUGUUCCUGUGAUCUCUUGCUACAGAAGCAAAUUUGAACAGAGAGGAGAACAGAUUAAAUUUAGUAGUAGGUCAUUUUUCAUGCUUAAGGGUUAUAAGCAUAAAUAUAAUCUUCAAAGUGGAAAUCACCUUAGUAACUGCACUGAACACUGAAACAUGCGAAUGGUAAUGAGUGUAUAUCAGAACUCCUUCGGCUGCAAUUCUAGAAUUUAAAGAAAGUAAUCUCUUUUGGGGAUCGAUCUUGUAAACUUCUUGGCUAUAAGGCAUUAUAAGUUGGCCAUUUUAUGAAUCUAUUCAGGCAGUUUGGAAGUUUCCAAUUCAGUACAAAAAUAACUCUUGAUUUCUUCUAUGGAUAAAGUCCAGGUUAUUGAAGAGACUGGAGCUUCAUCAUGAGGCCGGGACUCCAGCCUUCCUUUGCUCAUGUGAAAAAUUACUGACUUUGUUCUAUCAGAGACAGGAGAAAUCGACAGAAAAUAGAGAUUGUGACCACUGUUCUAUAUAAGUAUUUAAGAAAUGUAUCUCAAAUCUCAGAAAAGGUGGGCUAGGUGGAGGUGUUAAUGUACUUGUAAAUUACAACUAUUCUAUUAGAGAACAGAAGUUACAUGGUUUAAGUGCUGGGAGAAGAACACUUAGAUUUGCAAGGCUGUGUCUGCUGUUAGUGUGGGGGGAAGGUAAUGGGAUAUUACCCAAACUAUUCUAGGGAGCCCCUCUACCCUCCUCCCACCCCAGGAUUCAGAAUUAAUUAAAAGAAGGUCAAUGGUAAGUCCCUAAUGGAAUGUUCCUUUAAAAUUAUAAAUGGUAAUUGGAAGAGAAUAACACUAAAAUUAGAAGAGGGGCCAAAGAGAGAGUACAGUAGGUAAGGCACCUCCUUUGCACACAUCCAUACCAGCACCCUUAUGGUCCCCCUAGCCCACCAGAACUGAUCCCUGAGUGCAGAGCCAUUUUGGGCCCAAAAGCAGACCAAAAAAAUAAAAUGAAAAUAGAACUUUAUUGCAAUUAUGUAUUACAAAAUAAAAGCUAUAAAAUGCUGACAACAGGUAAAGACUAGGUGAAAGUCAAGUAUCUAAUACUUGUCAAUUAAUAGGGAAUAAAUAAACUGGUUGCUUCAAGAUAGUCUGAUUCAAUCAUAAGGCAUUCCACAAAAGGUUAAGACAUUUUCACUUUGAAAUUUCUGUGCAUUUUCACAUUCAAUAUGACUAAGAAGAAAUUUGAAAAAUAUAUUACUCCCAUGUUUUUUAGAAGAAAGAAAUGUGUUUUUUUAAUGGACUUUGAAGUUUUGCACUGCCUUUACUUUAUUUACAUUAUUCUGGCUAAUCUCAGUAGUGUUCAGGGCAACUGACUUGCCCAGCUCUUGAGGAUGGCUCAGCGUUCUUAGCCAACACAAUUCAGAGUUGGUUAGGUAGGAAUGCACUUUGACAAACAUUUUAUCAUUUUCUCACCAUAAACUUAUACUGCCAUUUCGAUAGUGUUCUGUGGUCUUUUUACUACUAUUCAAAUGAUAUUACCUAGCUUAGAGUUGCCAUUUUAUAGUGUGAGAAAAUCAGUUUUGAUGACUGUGUGCAAGAUGUAGAUGACCCUGUAAAAAUAGGCUGUUUCUCCAUUAACUAAGGAGAGGCAGUAUUUUAUUUUGACUGUUAGGAUUUCAGUUAACUUGUGUCCUGGUUUGUUGCACAUAUUUUUGCAACAUUAAUGAACUUAAAUAAAUUCAUUGGAAAGACUGUU